AUGCACUCUUCCUCCUUCGAAAAUCUGGUAGUUGCGUUUGGUGUGUACGUGCAUCUUCCUUUAGGGUGUCUGCAAAGAAAUUUGCGAGACACUUGCCGAGCUGGGUUGGAAGUCUGCUACUGAAAUACAGGCAAAAGCAAUCCCAGUAGCCCUGACGGGAAGGGACAUUGUCGGUCUUGCGGAAACCGGUAGCGGCAAAACGGCGGCAUUUGCUAUACCCAUCCUUCAGGUUUGUUCUUAUUUUGGCGCCUACCCCUAACCUCCUCUCGUAUAGACGCUGAUAAUGAAACCACGCUACAAUUAUGCCCUCAUUCUCACACCUACACGAGAACUCGCACUGCAGAUCAAAAAACACUUUAUGGAUUUGGGCGAAAAGUUUGGACUUCGCGUCCUCUGCCUGGUUGGUGGCCAGUAUGUUGAGGACCAGUUUCGAAGUCUUCGCACAGUUAAACAUCAUAUUAUCAUCGGGACACCGGGCAGGAUAAGUUAUCAUUUGGAGAACUCGAAAGAGCUCAUUCUCGGCAAGAUCCGUUACUUGGUCCUGGACGAAGCUGAUCAGAUGCUUGGUGGCAACUUCGAUACGCAACUUGAGUUAAUUCUAUCCAAGCUACCAGAGAAGCGGAAGACCUACAUGUAUUCUGCCACAAUGACGAAUAGCGUAAGCAUUUGUAUGCCGAGUGAACGAAAUAUCUCCUAGUUGGACAAGAUUCAGACGGCCUGUCUCCGAAUGCCUGUGCGACUGGAAACGAGCAGCAAGUACACGACCGUUGACAAGUUGGAUCAUGCAUUCGUUUUUUUGCCCGAGCAAAAGCGAGAUGCCUAUGUCGCAAAGUUACUGGCAGAUCUGGAAGACAAUGUAAGCCACUCAGCAUACCAUGUACUUGUCCGUUUUUUUGGCAUUUAUCCUUCCUGGUAGUUUGCCUUUAGUUUUGCGUGUCUGGCGUGAACAGAGGAAUAAUUAGACAUUCUGAGAAGUUAAUACUAUCAUAUUCUCCUGACAAAUACGGAUAGACCCGCGGCAAGCUCAUUAACGGCGAACUUCUCCGCGUCAAGUGACGGCCGGCUUAACUGUGUACAAUGUUUUCAAAGCGCAUAAGUGAUUUUGACAACUGUAGAAACACGCCCUACCGUCUGCUCUAUAUGGGGAGUGUGAAGUGAUCUUGUUCAAGCAGACAAAGCGGAUACCAUCUGGCAAUUCUCAAAAAUUUAACGGAAAACUGAAAAGUAGUUCCCAACUUUGGAGUCCUCCAGCUGGGCGAUAAAGUGGACGCAGGGAUAAUGGAGGCUUGUAAAAUAUUACUUCAAUUUCUCUCGCACUAACCAUCGUCAGAGAUUCAAUCACAACGGCCUCCAGUAGGCGUGAGUCUUAUCUACGAACUGCGGAUGUGCGUAGAAUAGUUCUCUACGAGAACCAUCGGUGGUACAAUUAUCAAGAUACACCAAUUUUAACUGAGAGCCUCGAAAAGAAGAACAAAAUGAACGUCAGAGCAUAGUUGCCGCACUUGCUAACUCAAACUACCUAACCCUUUUCUGACCUGCUUUAUCCAAUUUUUCAAAUCACAUCACGUAAGCCAAUUCCGUACCUACAUGUUUAAUGAAAGCCUUAAGUUUGAAUUCACAAUCCCAAGCAAGCUUUCAAAGCAUACGAGAUGUAUCUUAUCGUGUCUUGUGUAUUGUCCCAGCCUUUGGUUCUCAAGACCGGCCAUUCUUCUGAAAAUCUAUGCAAUUAAAUCGGUGUGGGGAUGUUUGCUGAAUUUGAACGUACAUACUUGUACUUGGUACGGCUGCGAUCAUACCUGAUCUGGCCAACCUCGAUGAUGUACCGAACUUUACCUCUACGCGUGAUGAUCCGCGGCAGCAGACCUGGAAAGUUUAACCCAUUGUCUUCGCCAACGACGGAGACCGAAUACCGAAUGUUCGAGGACCACCUUCAGGUCUUAACAAACUGUGUCGAGUCAGGUUUUGAGUUGAACCCACCUUCGACGCCUCCAAUAGGGUAAAGGUGCCUUAUCGAGAGCAUUAACACUGACCUCCUGAGGUAGACGACGAAGAACAUGCUCAAACCUCCUCAGUCGCUGUUCUUGGAUGGCCUGGGUUGUCCUUGCGAUGUCGCAGCGAGCGCGGACUAUUUCAUUUGAGAAGAAGUCGGUGUAAUUCACUCAAAGGAUAGUUCUCAAGCGGUGGUGGUCAACUACCUCCAGUUUUCGCCCGUCAUCCACGCGCACAGCCCAGCAUUCACAAAAAUAGAGAAGGACAGACCGGACAGAUGCACGGUACAUGCGAGCCUUGGUGACGAUGGAGAUGUCGCAUCGGAUCCAUAGGCCUUUCUAAGGCUUUAAAAAACCCGUCGGGCACCAUCAAUUCGGGAGACAAUCUCGUUCUCACUCUGCCCAUUGGGCAGCAACCACGUCCCAAUGUAUGUAAAACUGUUUACUUCUUCAAGCUGAAAGCCAUAAAUCCCAAGAGAUGCCUUCCCCUGGUCAGGGAGGCAGCUUGAAAACACUUUACCUUCUCAGCGUUUAUGAAUAAACCGACCGAUUGGGCGACCUCGUUCACUCUCGACACUAUGGACUACAGGUCACCAAAACUCGAAGCGAGUAAGACAAUAUAAUUGACAUAGUUGAGGUCAGUCAGUCGGUGUCUGGGUGCAAAUUCAGCACCGUCACCUUCGUGUAGGGCCCUCCCGAGGAUCCAGUCGAUGGCGUAGUUGAACGGAAUGGGUGACAGUAUACAACCCUGUUGAACACCAGACGAAAUACCAAACGGUUGGGAAAGACUGUUGUGGACCAGAACUCGCACGGUGGUGGAACGAUAAUAGGCCUUGGUCAUGGCGAUGAUUUUUGGCAGUGUCACCAUCUAGUGCCAUUAUCCGCCAUAGGGACUCACGAUGAAAGGCAUUGAACGCGGCGGCAAAGUCAACAAAGCAGACGGUCGUUGGUAGAUGGUAGUUAUGACGAAAUUCGAGAAUGCGCCUCAGGGUGAAUGUCUUGUCUGCGCAUCCACGUCUAGCGCGAAAUCUGGCUUGGUUGGGUCUUGUCCUAGAGUCACGCUGAGCCUGGAAUCGCUUGAGUAGGAAAAUAGCGAAGAUAUUCGCAGCAACGUCGAUGAAGUUUAUGCGGCGGUAGUUCUCGCACGUUGUCUUAUCUCUCUUGAGGAUAGAUACUAGGAUGCCUGACCCCCAGUCAUCAGAAACAACAUCCCCUCUUAACGCUUGUUCGAUCACCUCAUGGAGCUAGGACGCCAAAGUGUCGGCACAGGACUUGUAGGUUUCGGCGGGUAUACCAUCCUCUCCGGGUGUCUUGUUUUUGCGUAGCUUUCGUAUGGCAUCGGCGACCUCUCCUUCGGACGGGGGGUCGCAUGGCGCUGCACAGGUUGACGAGUGAAGAAACUCCGCCACAGAGAAGAGCAAGGGCGAGUUGGGUUGGGUAUCGAAGUUGAGGUGGUGCUCGAAGUGCUCACGCCAGCUUUCGAUUUUGACCGAGUUGUCAGCAAUAAAGCCACCAUUUACGUCUCGAACUGAGUCACUCAGUGUAGAGAGCUUACCGCUAACUUGGCGGAUAAGUUGGUAGAGUUUUCGAGUGUUACCAACGUUUGAGGCCUGUUCUAUGUAGGUCGCUAUUUCAGCCAAAUAUUGUUUGCGGUCAUCCCUGGCCGAUUUUGCCGUCGUCUUUCAAAGUCGGCAGUCUUAUAAAUAAGUCCUUCUUUUCUGCAGUUGCCAUGAUGGGCUUUGCAGUGCGCUCCCCUGGGUAUCCGUUUUCGCGGAGUAUAUCCCGCAGCUGCUGGAGUUCUGCCUCAACAGUCUUAGGAGAGCAGAUACAUCGCACUCAAUCUGCCAAUCCCUGGACCAAAUUGCGUUUACUAUUUAGGUGAACAAAACUGUGAAAAUUAAUGUAUUGUUCCGUCCAGGUUUUCUUUCGGAAUACCCUACAUUGGAUAGAUCCAUCCUCUUGUCUCUGCAGAAGAACAUCGAGGAACGCGAUUUCAUUGUCUGCCUGAAACUCUGUAGAGGACGUUAGCGAGGGGUGUGCAUUGUUGAAUUUUUGAAUCAGGGCGUCUGUGUCGGUGGUAACAUCCGUCAGACAGAAAAUAUGGUCCACGUACCGACCGUAGAAGCUGAGGUCAUUAAUGGUGUCUUGUAAACUUGUCAUCUCGACUUUGCCCAUGAAGACAUUGGCGAGGAACGGGCCGAGCGGUAAGCCCAUCGCUACGCCAUUUAUUUGCCCUUACAGUUGACCAUUGCAGAGAAACUGGACGUUUUGCGUGCACCAUGUCAGUAGUUCUUUUAGCGUUUCCAACGGCAUGCCUAACGGGUAGUUCGUGUCGCGGAUAACGUCACAAAGGUAGUUUAUUGUUUCGGCUACGAGUAUAUUAGUAAACAAUGAUGCUACGUCUAAUGAUAGCAUCCUCCGUCCGUCAACGUUAAUAUCCUUGAUCGCCUCGACAAACUCGAAGGAGUCCUUCAGACUUGAGGGAUACAGAUGACUUUGCAACGGUUUAAGCUUUACAACUAGCCUUUUUGCUAUGGUGUGAUAGGACGAAAUCCUCAUAUCCCUGAUUGGACGUAGGGGUAGUCCGUGUUUGUGAUUUUUUUGGGAGGUUGUACAUUCUGGGUAUGGCCUUACCCACUGACCGAUUGAUUACUACUGAUCAAACCCUCUGCCAUUCGACUCAUGGACUCACUCCCUUUUGAUUAUGGUCGGUAAUGCUUAAUAACGGGAGUGACAUUUAGUGGUGUAUUCUGACUUCAGGGGGAAUACGGUCGUUCCACUCUGCCUUUGGAACGCCUGUUUUGGAGCCCACGCAGGCGGUCGAAUUGCGAACAGCAAUCAAUAAUCCAAACUCUAAUCUCAAGGCAAAACUAAACGUCCAUAUUCUGUCCUACAGUCAAAAUAGGUCGGUGAACGCCAUGCUUAAUCGUCUCAAAUGCCCGACCACCGGCUUCUACCUUUCUUCCUCUCUAAAUUCUUAGCUGAUGUCCGAUUUGCGCUAAAUGAGUUUUCUGUGUUGAGGCAUACUAUCGUAAAUUUUAUACCUUCACAAUACUGAUAUCUAUAGUAGUUAUAAGGGAUAGUUCCCGGAUUGUCAAGACAAGGUAGCCAAAACGUAAAAAAGGAAAAUCGUAUUUGUAAACCUAUGUUUGCAGGCUGGUAUAAUACCUCUACCGAUGGAUGCACCUUAUAUACACUCGAGUUUUACGGCGACAUCUUGGAGCCUGCCUGUCUCUUCUAAUCAGGCAACAGUCGAAUUGCCAUAAACAUUCGGCUUCUAGAGUUUGGUUCCGAGGUGAUCGUUCCUCACAGGCUUUUCUCAUCGUAAUUGAAGAAAUUUCUUUAACCAACCAGCGCCUCUGGCAAUCCUGAGCAAGUUCUUUGUAAUCGUGUAGUUAUGACAUUGUUAAUUUACAAGCCGACUCUCGUUCUGUCUUAGAGUUUUCGUCAUUUAAAAAAGUCGAUCUGUUCCAAAGUUUCAGUCCCUUCCUGUUUAUGAUGCCCUUUGCACCCUGAUCGCUCGCACAUUGUUUUCCAUUUCGGCGUUCGGUUUAUUGCUCCCUGCGUCAGGGAGCAGGGCCGUUCGUUUGAGGAAAUUGGGUCAGGCUUCAGUUUGAUGUCAAACUAUCUCCUGAUCGGCGAUCGGUGGACGCACUUUUCACAGUAGUGACUAUUCCCGUUCGUGACCGACGGGAAGAAGAUCUAGUGGCCCACUGGUACAUCCUUGAACUUAAAACGCUCAGUGACCUAAGAAUGGGUCCCAGGUAGAACGAAGGACUUUUGGCAUAUCGUUUUUUUGCCAAGGUAGGAUCGUGUAUAAGCCACUUCUGCGGGAACAGUAUCGUUGUUUUUACAUACUGUUGGCGCCUAAUAGAAAAUGACACUGUUUUCAAGUCCACUUAAAUUUCAUCUCCCACCUUUAUGAUAUCCUUAAUCCCUCUUCUUGCGUCGUUCAGGUUACCAGUGAGUCUCGCACGAUCGUAUUCACUGCGACCGCCCGUGAGUCCGUUCGCCUAGGGGCUAUGCUCAAAUACCUUACGUCUUCCGAUCGUGUGGUCAUUCUGAAUGGACUGAUGCGCCAGGACAAACGUGGGACCGCCCUCGAAAAGUUUCGUUCGGGUGACGCGAGCAUCCUCGUUGCCACUGACCUAGCUUCCAGGUGAGUUUCGUGAUUGUUUUUCCGACGCUCUAGGUUACCUUUACGCAGCUGUUAUGAAACGGCAGUUUCGCUUUUUUUCGAGACUCGAAUCCAACAGUAUGAAUGCUUAUUGAAGGCUGAUUUCUUGAGCAGGAUGCGGACUUCUAAUGCUUCAAAUUAGGUUUUCCAAACACAAAAGUGGAAAGAAGAUAGGCUGGUCACCGAAGACCUUCAUUUUAUCGGUUUGAGCGGUCGGAUACGUGCAGGGCAUGUAGCGGGUUAAGGAUGUGAGAUCAACUUAAAUCACGCACAAUAAGUUCGUUUCGUCUACUGUCAGAAGUCAGGGAGCUGUGAGGACUAGUUUAUUCUGUACACAGGGCAGGUUGCCGUAAGUUGGCUGUUUGCUUGCAACAGAGAUAAGCGUCCGUUCACGGAGAGCGUCAGUCGCGGUGUGUUGUUUUCGCGGGUACGAGUGUCUGGGUCAGCAGGAGGGGGUGACUGUCUGCGUGGUGGUCGUAUGAUUGGACAAAUUAGGGGAGGAAUAGGGGCGCAUGCACACAAUGCCUCACGGGUAUCAAGCCAGGGCGUUAGAUGCGCGUGAGGUGAUGAAAGUUUGUGAGGUCAGCCGACAGUCACUGAAGUUGGACCGGAGGUGUCUGCGUGUUAGCCGGCGGGGGUGGCCGUGUGUCAACAGCUGUCGCGGCCAUUGUUCGACAAAACAGAGCCGGAGAAAAGGGGGACUGGAGCAGCCUCCGGUGAUUAACCGGAGGCUGUAAAAAGGGUUCAACAGUAGUUGGCUUUCGUAGUAUCUUCAUGUUGGCGGCGUGCAUCUUUCAGCGUAAACUGGGUUGAGCCAUCUGUCAGCGGACGCUUAACGCCUUAUAGUCAGGGAAAGGUCGAGUUUCUGGUUUACUGGAUUGCCGUUGGAAGUUCAGGCUUCUAGUUCGGACGAUAAGCCUCGCCCUUCAACAAGAACCUAAGGCUCAUAUCUUCACCUCCAGUUCCAUUUGCUGCCUUCAAGGUAAUUAGUAAUUGGUGUUCUUACGUAAAAGUCUUUUCGAGGCCCCUUUUCCUUUAUUUAACGCACGCGGAUACUGCUUAGUUCGUAACAUCACUACUGCUAUCAUAUGACACAGACGCCCAAGUGGUGCUAUGAUAAUAAACCUCUACUGAACUGCUUACAGUAGUUAUGUUUUUAGCAUUCUUUUUAUCGGGAGUAGUCCAGGUCUGAGAGCCACCACUGCGGAACUUUUUAAAGCACAAGUGUCUCCUGUAGGCAGAUUGUGGAAUCUUUACGCCAGUUGCUGGGACAUACUACUUUGCUGAAGUGCAGCGUGUAUGGACUCAGUUAUCAGUAGUAGUAUUAACUGUCGGUCGUGGUGGAAAAUGCGGCGUUUUAGAUUACUCAAUUGAACCUGAACACAUAAACAGAACCACUCUUCUGAAAUUACUGAGCACGGGCCGUCACUGAACGCUUGACUUUUCUGAUCAACGAACUGCCCAUACAGGCUGACUGAUGGUAUCAUUUCCUCCCACGUCUGUCUGCCUCGCUAAAAGUCUGCUUCAGCUUGAUGCAAAAAAUAGUUUUUUGCUAGAGGCGACAACCGCAUGAGUUGUGAACUACUCGGGUCAUGGCUUUCUGGUCCUCAAGCAAUCAACAAGCCUAACGACCUCCCAUCCCAUAUUCGGCGCUGACACUUAGCCUAGGUAAAGUAAUUAGCCGCGAGGAGAACGUGCGGAUAACCACUGUUCCCGGCAUCAAUGUCGGCGACCCAUAUCACCAAAGAGUCCACACGGAGGAUGAAAUCCGGUAGUCAGCUGUUCGGCGGUGUGCGAUGAGCGUGGGAGCCGGUAAUCUUGACCGGCUUACAGACGCAUGACAACGGCAUACGUCAACGCCUGGCCAGUUGAGCUGUAAUGCACUCGGGAGCUGUCAACUGUGAUAGGCAUGUAGUGGCCUGGCAACUUCAUCCUAUAAACAUUGCAACACCUGGGCGAUCCACUACCCUUAUCUGACUUUGCCUCUGAUGAUGGAUUCGAGUGAGAAUCCGCAACGUCGGGCUAAUAAAACAUUUGCUUCAGCGAUCGUGUCUCCUUCUCCGCCACUACUUCCUGGAGCUCGUCUCUUCGCUUCUAUUAGCUUAGUAUAUCCUAUUCGGCGUGUAUUUAGUCCACUGAGGCUGUUAUUGUUUGAAUCAAGUCUAGUAGCUAGUCUGUCAUGAAAUCCUGAUCGAAGUACUGAAAUGUGCUUUCGAUUAGAAAGAAUUUCUUAGAAUGCUGCUGUAACACUGAUUACCCUGCAGCUUAAUCCCAAGAUAUUUCAGGCACACCAGGAUCCCGGCUUUAUUAUGCGCUCCUUGCUUCUCUUUCCCUACUGAUUUUAGAUGCACGUAUAAAUUAAAAUGUAUUUUAUAGAAAAAACGGCACAGAAGUAUUCUUUCCUAUGUUACUUUGGUGGCAAAUUACGUUUUUUAUCAAAUUUUAUACUGAAAUAAUUUAUUAUAAAUUAUUAUUAAAUACUUUAAUUUUUAAAAGUUUCGCAAGGCCAGGAUGACUUUGAGCUUGGCUUGUGGUUGUAGUUUCGUUGAGGGUUUCUAGAUCACAUGCUGCAUAAUUUCCGUGCAUUAAUAAGAUUUCAUAUGGGGCUCAUAACAUUUUGCAAUAAGUGUGCACGAUUUUGUACGUUUCAAAAGCACCACUAAUAAACGGACUAGACAAGGCUGUAUUAAUGGACAAUUCACGCUCGUAAAGAUAGUAGAAAAUUUAAAUUUCCGGUAAAGCGGAUAAAUCAUUAUCAGUGGACGGGGUAGGCGGAUAUCCAUCGAGUGUAAUGAAAUAUUGCUUUGUCGAGCCACCAUGUGAAUAAUUUUGGUUUAUUUCAAAAAUGAGAAACAGUUCCCACGUGUUUGCACACCUAAUAUUAUGUUCUUUAACUGCACAGAGGCCUGGACAUUCCAGAUGUCGACUUAAUUGUGAACUACGACGUUCCUACUCGACCCACAUGGAGUGAGUCAGCCAAAACCUAUGUCCACCGUGUGGGUAGGACAGCCCGUGCUGGUCGGCCCGGACGCGCAAUCACGCUGGUCACUCCCUACUCGGCUACUCAUUUGAAAAUCAUAGAGUCUGCACUGGGUUCGCGCAUUCCCCAAUUACCCUGGUCCGAUCCAGCGCAGAGUAACCCUGGGCUCUCAGUCACCCUCAACAAGGCCAUUCUUCACGCCAAAUCGGUUUGUUCUUUUUUUUUCUUUGUUGUCUGUGACUGCCCACCCACAGGCCUGUGCUUGCAUCUAGCUUUGGAUCCGAUCCUGAAUUAGCACAUUUCUGGCAUGUAUGGAUCGAUGUGCAAAUCAGUUCAGCUGUCAUCACCACCACCCCUUCCUGCCUACAAUGUUGCUAAGCCAACUCUCACAUUCAGUCGGUUGACUAAUCACUUUUGGUCUUGCCGAAAUCGCACUGCCCGACCCUCCCACCUGCCUUGGCAUGAGUCUACUCAGUUCGCACCCUGCUCCUAUGCAAAUGAACAGCUCCACUCGACCGCCUGGCAAGUGGCGUUGGCGGCGAUCAAUGCGUGUGCGUGGGUGCAUGCAUAAGUGCCAGUCUGUCGUGCUAAAAUCUGCACAAAUUCUUUCUUCUGUCGUGUUCGUCCUUUUACGGUUGUCGACUCACCGAAUGGCCUAUGGCUUGGCCUCCACCUACACUGACCCCCCAAUGGACGGCUGUGUUACAUCAUGCAUGUGUCUGUCAGUCUUGUUUGCCUGUUAGGCCUUAGACCCGAGGGCAGUAGGUUUUGUCGCGCUUCCUAGUCAUCUAAUCGGGAGCGGUUCCAAAAGUCGGUUAUUCACGGUGAGAAUUUGCAUGCUCCAAUUAGUUGCUGCCCUUUCCCCGCCACUCCCUCUCCCUCGUCCCCUCUUCCUGCAUCUACCUCGCCUGGUCAUUUAAAUUCUUAGUCCUGCGCCUGCAGCCCUACCUCCCAUCCCGUAGAUCAUGUUAGAUCAAGGCAUCUCCGAGCUGAUCCGUUGCACUGUUGGAGGAUUUAUUUCGUGUUGGUGCUUUUCGCCAGAACGAAGCACGCCUCCUGCUUUGUCGGCACUGAUUCUCCAUUUUUGGUUUCUCGCAGCCAUAUGAACUUUGAGUCGGACCUCUGAGACAAAACGUACUUCGUCCUGUGAUCAGACAUGGUCGGCGAACGACGCUGCGUGGAGCCUUGAUUAUCGCCGAUGAUAGCCCACAGGACAUGAGCCCACGGCUCAGUGGUUGAGCCUUGGUUCGAUGACCAACUGUGCCUAAGUUGAGAUCGACAGGGGGGUUGAGAUACGACGGACCAACGGCAGUAAUUAAGCCACAAGUAGUCGUUCCAAUUUUCUUCGUCUCUUCUGACAUUUCCCCACAUCUUUAGCAUUUUCAUCGACUCUGGUCUAUGCCAGUGCCAUUGUGAUCAGCCACUGGUUUUUCUUAGCGUCCACUGGUAGUAUAGGCAGUCCACUUCUGCGUGUUGAUCCCCCAAAACACUGCACAAUGGUGAAAAUUCUCGCACCAGAUAAACAUCGCCCUCCAUAUCAUUUUAGGAUUGCCCAAAUUUUAGCCAUGUUCGGGGAAUGGGUAGAAUUUUCGUAAUCAUGAGAUAACCCCGGUUUUAGCAAUAUCCCACAGCGUUUUCACUCAUUUAAACCACUCGUCAACUGUUUAGCUAAUACCACCCGUUAACUCUGUUCUCUCUUGAUAUUGCCCAGAUUCUUCGUUCAAACGAUAAGAAACAACGGAAGCUGAAUAAGAAGAAGGCCAAGAGGCGAAAAAUGUCCCAGGAUGGCCAAGAAGACCUUUCUGCUGCAUCUCUGUCCGAAAGCGAAUGA
Spirometra erinaceieuropaei is the source of this 10976-nucleotide messenger RNA. The record is from the annotation of a GenBank genome assembly. Lineage: Eukaryota; Metazoa; Platyhelminthes; Cestoda; Diphyllobothriidea; Diphyllobothriidae.